UCGACAUCCAUAACUUAUCUGAGAGACAGAAAUUUUGACGGACUUGAUUUAGAAUGGGAAUAUCCAGCGGCACGUGGAAGUCCCGCUAUUGACAAAGAGCGUUUUACUUUACUUGUACAGGAGCUACGCCAGGCAUUUGAUGCCGAAUACGAUGGGAGUAAAGAAAAGUUACUGCUUUCCGCAGCAGUAGCAGCCGGCGAAGACACUGCUACAAAUGGGUACGAAAUGGCAGAAAUAGCAAAGCACUUAGAUUGGGUGGGAGUGAUGUCGUAUGAUUUACAUGGUUCUUGGGAAUCGCAGACCGGUCACCAUAGCGCCCUGUACGCACCAUCAAGUGAAGACCAAACACUGACUGUG
This is a messenger RNA of Anneissia japonica, 357 nucleotides long. RefSeq names its product chitotriosidase-1-like. Gene Ontology annotation, biological process: carbohydrate metabolic process; chitin catabolic process. The annotation marks the transcript as partial. Lineage: Eukaryota; Metazoa; Echinodermata; Crinoidea; Comatulida; Comatulidae. The transcript is spliced from 3 exons. The record is from RefSeq and is a predicted model, not a curated record. Gene Ontology annotation, molecular function: chitinase activity; chitin binding. Gene Ontology annotation, cellular component: extracellular region.